Falco peregrinus (peregrine falcon) is the source of this 1888-nucleotide messenger RNA. It is a transcript of the gene TAX1BP3, whose product is annotated as Tax1 binding protein 3. The record is from RefSeq and is a predicted model, not a curated record. Gene Ontology annotation, molecular function: protein binding. Gene Ontology annotation, biological process: neurotransmitter receptor transport, endosome to postsynaptic membrane; neurotransmitter receptor transport postsynaptic membrane to endosome. The transcript is spliced from 4 exons. The coding region runs from base 88 to 462 and encodes 124 amino acids. Gene Ontology annotation, cellular component: postsynaptic membrane; adherens junction; postsynaptic density. Lineage: Eukaryota; Metazoa; Chordata; Aves; Falconiformes; Falconidae.
CGAGGCGGCACCUGAUUGGCUGGUGGCGGCGGGGGGCGGGGCCGGGCGAGGCGCUUUUGUUCGGGCGGCGGCAGCGGUGGCGGGGCCAUGUCGUACGUGCCGGGGCAGCCGGUCACCGCCGUGGUGCAAAGAAUUGAAAUACACAAGCUUCGACAAGGUGACAAUUUGAUUCUGGGAUUCAGCAUCGGAGGCGGCAUUGAUCAGGAUCCGACUCAGAACCCUUUCUCUGAAGACAAGACCGACAAGGGUAUCUAUGUCACAAGGGUGACAGAAGGAGGCCCAGCAGAAGUUGCAGGACUGCAGAUUGGAGACAAAAUCAUGCAGGUGAACGGCUGGGAUAUGACAAUGGUGACCCAUGACCAAGCUAGGAAGAGGCUGACAAAAAGGAAUGAAGAAGUGGUACGGCUGCUGGUGACCCGGCAAUCUCUGCAGAAGGCUGUGCAACAAUCCAUGAUGUCCUAAUCUAUCACCAAGUUGGGGAAGGGUUGGGGAGGGAGAUGUAUAGACAGUUAUCAAGCAAGGAAGCAAAUACUAGAUGGAGCAGGUGGUCUGGAAGGAGUGCAUGUUCCUAACUGUGGUAAACACGUUUUUUUUUCCUUCCUCUGGUGUAACUGGCAGUAGUAAAAUCUAGUCCCCUCAGCAGAGCGCCUCUCUAAAGUCUUCCCUGCAGGUACAUGGUAAGACUUUAUUGUAGUCAGGGCUUUCAGGAGGGCAGGACAAACCCUAGUUAUUUAAGAAAGCAACUGGAAAAGCCUUAACUUUGACACACACAGCACAAAAGCUUCCUAUUUUAAGAGGAAAUGUGGUUUCUGCUAUGGAGGAUAGAGGGUUUGCUGUGCUGAAGCUUUUAGAAAUGAGCUGUCCUGUCUUCCCACUCUAGCAAAUGCUAGAAUUAGAGUUGCAUGCUGCUGUGGGGAGGAGCACUGUACUAAUCCCACAUUGUGUGCUAGCUAGACACAGUAUGCUGAAGGGUUUGGGGCAUUAUGUGUUACUACAAAGAUUCCCUGUGUGCAAAAGUAGCCUCUUUGGACAAGAAACAACUACAACACGAGUUAGAUUAAUGCCUGUGAAGUACACUAAAAGUUCAUAGACACUAUAGUUCAGAGUAAAACCUUAAUUCUCCUUGUUCCCAAGUAAUUUGUAAUGACAAAUGAAUCAAGUUUAAAUGAAGGGAAUAUGGAAUAGGAAAGAAAACACUGUUGUUGAACUUGGCAAGAAAGCUGCUCGUAGCUGUAGAGUUUUCAGUUCUUCAUUCCACUUUGAGACUUUAAAUGGGAAGGGUGGAUUUUGGUCUGUCUUAUAGAAGACUUUGCUUAAAUCACUGAUUAUUGGAUGGAAGAGAUGAAUAUGCCAGUAAUUUGCAAAAGUGCCUCUUGACCAAAUUUAAACUUCUGGUAAGAUACUAAGUUGUUUAAAUCAACAUGCCGCAGGAUUUAAGAUUUUUGAUGCAACACUAAGUUAAUUAUCUAGCAUCCUAGUGGCUUUUUAACCAGUUAGCUUUACAGUUAUCCAAAAACUGGAGUUCUUAAUCCCCUUCAGUUGAUUUAUACAAAGCUAUACUUUCCUUAAACGGUCUUCAGGUAAGCUGUUGUAAAUAGAACAUGAGGAGGUGGCAGACUAACUUAUUCAGUACAUUACUGCUGUGCCAUGUACGUAUGUUGUGAUUAAUGCAUCUCAGACUGUUCUGUACACACCAGCAGAUGCUUAUUUACAAUUUUUAUAUUAUGGAAUUACUACAAUACUGCUUUUGAAUUUUGUAAGUUAAGAAUUCAGUGGUAAAUUUUAAGGCUUUCAAGUUGAAGUUAUUUUUGUUACUAUAAAGAUACACUGCUAUUUGUACUGCUAUUUCACUUGAUUUUACACACAAUAAAACAGUUGGAUUUCCUGA